GAAACAUUCCCGGCGGAAGCCGACUUGUUGCUCGUAGACCUGGCUUUGCAGCGUCUCCGGAGACCCUCGGCGGCGGUUGCUCUCGUGUAACUUGGAUUAAGCUUGCCUUUUCCAGCCACAGACAGUGACAUGGCCCAGAAAAAUACUGAUGAGCAGGUACAAAACCCUAUCCUUUCAAGACUGAGUAGUAUGAAAGCAACAGGAAGACGGAGUUACGCAGCACCCAUAGAACACGCAAAUGCAACACAGGUCUUAAAGUUUAGGCACUCUACAAAGGCUCAGGAGAGGACAAGAAAACGACAGCAGCCUGUAAAACUGGAGCCUCUGCCAGUGCUAAAAGUCUACCAAGACCAUAAGCAGCCAGAAUACAUAUAUGAACAGAAUCGACUUCAGCUAAUCAGUUCUGGAACCCUAAAGACUCCUGCAAUCAGUAAAGAAAGUCAACCUUCUUCCGAAUCAUUUUCUCAAUCUCUUCUGUCUCAAGAUGCUAUGAAACAAAAGCAGAUACGUCAGCUCUCUGUGGAGACGUUCUCUCCCACUCCUCCUAAACUGCCACGCACCGGUAUUGGAAGAAGAGGUCUCUACAAGACCAGUUCUUCGGCUUUCCCUAAGUACACUUUUGAUGACCGCGAAGAAGUCGUUAAAGCCAACAUUCGUGAUCCCUUGCAAAUCAUUAAAAUAAUACGUGAAAAUGAAAAUCUUGGAUUUCUUUAUAUGAUCUCUGCAGUGCCAAAGUCUUCCAUAGAAUAUGAUACAUAUAACCUGAAAAUUGUGAGUUAUGAAAACAUCAAUAAAACGGACUACUACACCAUUAGCCAAAAGGCGGUAACACACACUUUUAAUGAAGAGACUGAAUUUAUCGAACUUGAUCGAUGGGAAAAAGAAUAUCUGUAUCACAGAGAACUCACUAAGAUCCCCAUAUUUUCCCUUUUCCGGAAAUGGAAGGCUUUUAACAUAUGGAGGAAGAAUGUCCGCUCCAAGAAAAUCACUGGCUGUCGAAAAUCUCUACAAAAAAAUUUGUUCAUCGUUAACACUUAUUUGCGGCCAGCUCUUCUUAAAAUAAAUGAAAUGUGUUAUGACUUGAGUUCAAUGGGACUUUGUUAUAUUGAGAAAGGCCACACCUACACCCUCCAGGAAUUUAAGUCCGUGCAACUUAUACGGCUAGGAGAGGUAACAGAGAACCUAGAAGAAUUUCGAUAUGAGGCAAAACACGUGGUCAGGAAGGCUUGUCGAAUUGCUCUGCGCGCUGAAGGAUUCAUUCCUGAUGACUGUGCAUUUGAACCUGAUGCAGAUUAUUCUGCGCUGCCACACAGUGUAAAUUUUGGUGAAGUUCCUUUUGAGUUUCCUGUAUCAGGAGACUCUGAGAAAAUGACCUACACAGAAGAAGCCAGCAAAAGGCAUCAUUGCAUGAGGCUGACAUGCUUUAUCCGUCUGAAUGACUAUCUAAUUGAGAACACAAUGCACGUCCUAACAGUAAAUUCUGCCAACUCACUUUUAAAUUGUCUUACUGACAAGUUAAAGCGAACACCUUCAGCAGAUGUCAUUCAGAAAUGGAUUAGUGAAGAGAAGCCUGAAGUGACUGAUAAAAAGGGGGCCCCUGUGAUGGAAAGGCAAGAAGAUGACGACUCUUUCAUCCCCAUGUUUCUCACCGAAUUGAUUCUGACAGUUCAGUCACUCCUCUUUGAGCCUUCCUUGGAAGACUUUCUGGAUGGCAUUUCAGGUGCUAUUAAUCAUUUUCAAAGCACUGUGUUAUCAGUUCCUAAUCUCGUGCCGGAUCAGUUUUUUGAUGCUUUCACCAGCCCUUACAUUAACAACAAACUCGAAGAAAAAACCUGUGGCUCUGGACCCAGCUUGUCAGCAGUAUUUGAUGAUGAUAAGGAUUUCCACAUGAUUAUCUAUCAAAUAAAGGAAACCAUUCAGGCAGCAUUUCAAUCUGCCAAAUUAUAUGCAGCCACGUUUGAAAAGUUCCAGAUAUUCUUCAAGGAAAAUGAAAGUCUUGACUUACAAGCUCUUAAACUUGAGGAACCAGAUGUUAAGUAUUUUAGUGAACAGCUGGAAAAAUAUCACAAACAGCACAAGGACGCGGUGGCUCUAAGACCCACCAGAAAUGUAGGAUUGCUGCUCAUUGAUACUAAACUGCUAAAAGAAAAACUAAUUCCAUCACCUUUGCGAUGCUUGGAGGUUCUAAAUUUUAUGCUUCCUCGUCAAAGCAAGAAAAAAGUGGAUGCUAUUAUCUCUGAGGCACAAGAUGCAGAGUAUAAACUUGAGUUUAUUCCAACUACCACCAUAGAAUAUGUUAAUAGCUUAGUGUUUCUUGACGAAAUUCAGGAGAGGAUUGAAAGCCUUGAAGAAGAAGCCAAUGUGGUGGUUCAAAUGUACAAGCUUAUCGAUCAGUAUCAGGUUCCCACACCUCCUGAAGACUUUGCUGUUUUCGCAACUAUGAAACCAUCCAUUGUUGCUGUUCAGAAUGCGAUUGAUAAAUCAGUGGGUGAUAGAGAAUCAAGCAUUAAGCAAUUUUGUCUGCAUUUGGGUAGAGAUCUUGAAGAGCUAAGCAAUGAAGUUAAUGAAGUAAAGCUGCAAGCACAGGAUCCACAGAUUUUGGAUAUUUCUGCUGACCCAGAGAAAAUAAAGAUCAUGUUGAAUGACCUGCAAGUAGUUCUAGAUGAUCUUCAAAAGCGUGCAUUUCAGUACAAAUCCUACCAGAAGAAUUUUAAGGUAGAAGUGUCCAAGUUUGAAGCUUUGGAAGAAGUUAGUGCUGAAUUGAAGCUCAAACAAUUGCUCUGGGAUUCUUUCUUUGAAUGGGAUAAACUUCACCAAGAAUGGUUACAGUCCAGAUUUGACUGCCUGGAUCCAGAACAGCUAAACGCUCAGGUUUCUAAAUACACCAGAUUCGUGACUCAGUUGGAAAAAGGCUUGCCACCCAACAAUGUAGUGCCCCUGCUCAAACAUAAGGUGGAAAAAAUGAAAGAAAAGCUUCCAGUUGUCAUUGACUUGAGGAAUCCAACUCUGAAGCCGAGACAUUGGACAGCUCUUGAACAAGCAGUCGAUGCCCCUCUGGUGGACUCGGAAAUUCCAUUAACCUUGGAGAGGCUCUCUGAGUUGCAUGUUUUUGACUUUGCCCAAGAAAUCCAGGACAUUUCUGGACAAGCUUCUGGAGAAGCUUCCUUAGAAAUAAUUCUUAAAAAGGUGGAAGAUUCUUGGAAAACAACUGAAUUUGUCAUUCUGCCUCAUCGUGACACCAAAGAUGUGUUUAUCCUGGGCGGCACAGAUGACAUACAGGUCCUUCUCGAUGACAGCACUGUCAACAUUGCAACAAUCGCCUCGUCCCGCUAUGUGGGUCCACUGAAACCGCGAGUGGAUGAAUGGCAGAAACAACUUGCGCUGUUUAAUCAAACACUGGAAGAGUGGCUGACAUGUCAGAGGAACUGGCUGUACCUGGAGAGCAUCUUCAAUGCCCCCGACAUCCAGAGGCAGCUGCCCGCCGAGGCCAAGAUGUUCCUGCAGGUGGAUAAGUCGUGGAAAGAAAUCAUGAGGAAAGUCAACCGGCUGCCCAAUGCCCUCCGAGCCGCUACCCAACCAGGACUAAUGGAGACUUUUCAAAACAAUAAUGCAUUACUGGACCAAAUUCAGAAGUGUCUAGAGGCCUAUUUAGAAUCAAAAAGAGUUAUUUUUCCAAGAUUUUACUUCUUGUCAAAUGAUGAACUUCUGGAGAUUUUGGCCCAGACACGAAAUCCCCAAGCCGUGCAGCCACACUUAAGGAAAUGCUUCGACUCCAUUUCAAAGCUCGAAUUUGCUCUCCUGCCUCCUGCUGAAGGGAAAAUCCCUGGUAUCGAUGGAGAGCCAGAAAAGGUUUAUACCAAUGAUAUUUUAGCGAUGCUAUCACCAGAGGGAGAAAGGGUCACCCUGGGGAAAGGUCUCAAGGCCCGAGGCAACGUGGAGGAAUGGCUGGGCAAAGUGGAAGAGGCCAUGUCCACAGCUCUCCGUCGCCUGUGCAAGGCUGCCAUCGCCGACUACCAGGGGAAGCAGAGGACAGAUUGGGUGGUCACUGGGCACCCUUCUCAAGUUAUCCUGACCAUUUCGCAAAUCAUUUGGUGCCGCGAUUUGACGGAGUGUUUGGAGACAGAUGAGGGCAAUCGUGUAGAGGCCCUGGAAGCUUUCGAAAAAGUGAACUUUGAGAGGCUAAAUGCCCUGGCUGCACUGGUUCGAGGCAGUCUUCCUAAAUUACACAGAAACAUAAUCACCGCCUUGAUUACCAUUGACGUCCAUGCAAGAGACAUUGUCUCUGAGCUUGUUGAAGCCAAGGUAGAGAAUGUCGAAUCCUUUGACUGGCAGCGACAACUGCGCUACUACUGGGACAUAGACCUGGACAACUGUGUGGCUCGGAUGGCGCUCUCUCAGUAUACGUAUGGCUACGAAUACCUGGGUGCCUGCCCAAGAUUAGUUAUUACGCCUCUCACAGACCGCUGCUACCUUUGCCUCAUGGGGGCUUUGCAGCUCGACCUCGGGGGCGCCCCAGCUGGUCCAGCUGGCACCGGGAAAACCGAGACCACCAAGGACCUGGCGAAAGCUCUCGCCAUCCAGUGUGUGGUCUUUAACUGUUCCGAUGGUUUGGACUACAAGAUGAUGGGGCGCUUCUUCAGUGGUUUGGCGCAAUCGGGGGCCUGGUGCUGCUUUGAUGAAUUUAACAGAAUCGACAUAGAAGUUUUGUCGGUCAUCGCACAGCAACUCAUCACCAUUAGGAACGCCAAAGCUUCCAAGCUCUCCAGAUUCUUGUUUGAGGGACGGGAAAUAAAGCUGGUUAUGACUUGUGCAGCCUUCAUCACAAUGAAUCCUGGAUAUGCAGGCAGAACGGAGCUGCCGGAUAAUCUGAAAGCCCUGUUCAGACCGUUUGCUAUGAUGGUUCCAAAUUAUGCCUUGAUUGCAGAGGUAAUUCUGUAUUCUGAAGGAUUCGAAUCCAGUAAAAUACUAGCAAGAAAAAUGACUCAGAUGUACAAGCUCUGCAGUGAACAGCUCUCUCAGCAGGACCACUACGAUUUUGGCAUGCGAGCUGUGAAGUCUGUGCUGGUCAUGGCUGGGUCUUUAAAAAGAGAGAACCCAAACCUAAGUGAAGAUGUGGUAUUGAUAAGAGCUUUACGAGACUCCAACUUACCAAAAUUCCUUACGGAGGAUGUUCUUUUGUUCAGUGGAAUCAUAUCUGACCUUUUUCCUGGAGUCCAAAUUCCAGAACACGAUUAUGGUAUUUUGCAGUCGACAAUUAUCGAUGUCAUGACCAGACAAAAUCUCCAGCCUGAGAUGUGCAUGGUUAGAAAAGUGAUUCAGUUCUAUGAAACCAUGCUCGUAAGGCACGGGGUUAUGCUGGUCGGACCAACAGGAGGGGGCAAGACCACAGUCUAUCAAGUUCUAGCAGAAGCUUUAGGGAAUUUGCAUAAACUUGGCGCAGACAAUCCCUUUUACAGGCCAGUAAAAACAUUCGUCCUUAAUCCUAAAUCAAUUACCAUGGGUGAAUUAUAUGGUGAAGUGAACAGCAUAACCUUGGAAUGGAAAGACGGUUUGAUGGCACUGAGCGUCCGGGCAGCUGUGAAUGACGCCUCGGAAGACCACAAGUGGAUUGUCAGCGACGGGCCGGUGGAUGCCCUUUGGAUUGAAAAUAUGAACACCGUGCUGGAUGAUAACAAGAUGCUUUGCCUGGCUAACAGCGAGAGGAUCAAACUGACACCCCAAAUCCACAUGCUUUUCGAGGUACAAGAUCUAAGGGUCGCCUCCCCUGCAACCGUCAGUCGAUGUGGAAUGGUGUUUGUGGAUCCCGAAGAACUGAAAUGGAUGCCCUAUGUUCAAACUUGGAUGAACAGUAUCUCUAAAAAACUGAAUGAGGACACACAACAAUAUUUAUUGAACCUUUUCCAACGUUAUGUUGAUGACGGUUUAAAUUUUGUCAGCAAAAAAUGCAGUCAAGCAAUCCCACAAGUAGAUAUCAGCAAAGUUACUACGCUCUGUUGCUUAUUGGAGUCUUUGAUUUUGGAAAAAGAUAAAGUUACUUUGACAAUGGAACAAUCAAAACUGAACAUUGUAUUGUGUCAGACUUUUGUAUUUUGUUAUUUAUGGUCUGUGGGUGGAAAUUUAACAGAAAACUACUGGGAUUCUUUUGAUACAUUUAUUAGAACACAGUUCGAUGACAAUCCUGAUGCCAGGCUUCCCAGUUCUGGCGAUCUGUGGAGCAUCCACAUGGACUUCGACACCAAACGGCUGGACCCCUGGGAGCGCAUCAUCCCCACCUUCAAGUACUGCCGUGAUGUCCCGUUUUUUGAAAUGCUUGUCCCCACCACUGACACGGUGCGCUUUGGGUAUCUAAUGGAGAAGCUGCUGGCCGUCAAGCACUCAGUGCUCUUUACUGGAAUAACCGGAGUUGGCAAGUCUGUCAUUGCAAAAGGAUUGCUAAAUAAAAUUCAAGAAUCAGCUGGCUACGUUCCUGUGUAUUUAAAUUUUUCUGCUCAAACUUCUUCUGCAAGGACGCAAGAGAUCAUUGAGUCAAAACUGGAAAGGAAAAGAAAAAAUAUUCUAGGAGCACCAGGAAACAAACAGGUUGUGAUUUUCGUUGAUGAUUUAAACAUGCCCAGACUGGAUUACUAUGGCUCCCAGCCUCCGAUUGAAUUGCUUCGGCAGUAUCAAGAUUUUGGUGGAUUUUAUGACAGAAGUAAACUCUUUUGGAAAGAGAUACAGGCCUCAGAAGACGUUCUUCUGGGUCCUCCCGCCAGGACGGGCGGAUCGAUUACUCUUCUUGUCGGGUCACCCGGGCGGAUUCCUCCCCCGCAGGAUGUGACCAUCGCCUCGGCGUGCGCCCCUCCGGGCGGCGGCCGCAACCCGGUGACCCCGCGCUUCCUGCGCCACUUCAGCAUGCUGAGCCUCCCGAUGCCGUCCGAGCACAGUCUGAAGCAGAUUUUCCAGGCCAUCUUAAACGGCUUCUUGACCGAUUUCCCAACGGCUGUAAAGCAAACAGUUUCGAACAUUGUAGAAGCCGCAGUUGAGAUUUAUAACAGAAUGAGUGUGGAUCUUCUCCCAACACCAGCCAAGUCACAUUAUGUCUUUAAUUUGAGAGACUUAUCCAAAUGUGUGCAAGGUAUCCUCCAGUGUGAUUCGGGAACAAUAAGAGAAGAGAUGCAGAUGUUUAGACUCUUUUGCCACGAAUGCCAAAGAGUGUUCCAUGAUCGUUUGAUUAAUAACGAGGACAAGCACUAUUUUCAUGUUAUUUUGACAGAAAUGGCCAACAAACAUUUUGGAAUUGCAAUUGACCUGGAAUAUUUUUUGAAUAAGCCCAUCAUUUUUGGAGAUUUUAUUAAGUUUGGAGCAGACAAGACUGAUCGAAUUUAUGAUGAUAUGCCUGAUAUGCAGAAAAUUGCAAAUGUUCUACAGGACUAUCUUGAUGAUUAUAACCUCAUAAAUCCAAAAGAAGUAAAGUUAGUGUUCUUCCAGGAUGCUAUAGAGCAUGUCUCAAGGAUCGCCCGGAUGAUCCGUCAGGAAAGAGGCAACGCCCUGCUUGUGGGAGUGGGGGGCACCGGAAAGCAGUCUCUCACCAGACUCGGAGCACAUAUAUGCGGCUACAAAUGUCUGCAGAUCGAGCUCAGCCGAGGCUAUAACUACGACAGUUUCCAUGAAGACCUGAGGAAGUUGUACAAAAUGGCUGGCGUGGAAGACAAAGAUAUGGUUUUCCUUUUCACAGACACCCAGAUUGUAGUGGAGGAGUUCCUAGAAGAUAUAAAUAACAUCCUGAACUCAGGGGAAGUGCCCAAUUUAUUUGAGAAGGAUGAACUGGAGCAGGUCCUAGCAGCCACUAGACCAAAAGCAAAAGAAAUAGGAAUUUCUGAGGGGAACAGAGACGAGGUGUUUCAGUACUUUAUCAGCAGAGUCCGUCAGAACCUGCACAUUGUCCUCUGCAUGAGCCCCGUUGGGGAGGCCUUUCGAUCCCGAUGUCGGAUGUUUCCAUCCCUCGUGAACUGCUGCACCAUCGACUGGUUCGUCCAGUGGCCCAGAGAAGCACUUCUUUCCGUAUCGAAGACAUUUUUUGCCAAUGUUGAUGCUGGGAGUGAAGAGCUGAAAGAAAAGCUUUCCCUCAUGUGCGUGAAUGUUCACCUGAGCGUCUCCCAGAUGGCAGAGCGCUACUUCGCCGAGCUCCGGAGGCGCUACUACACCACGCCCACCUCCUACCUGGAGCUCAUCAACCUCUACCUGUCCAUGCUGAGUGAAAAGAGGAAGCAGCUAGUGUCAGCACGAGAUCGGGUGAAGAAUGGUCUAACCAAGCUCUUAGAAACGAACAUACUAGUAGACAAAAUGAAAUUAGAUCUUUCGGCUUUAGAACCUGUCCUUUUAGCCAAAUCACAAGAUGUUGAAGCCCUGAUGGAAAAAUUGGCAGUGGAUCAGGAAAGUGCCGAUCAGGUCCGUCUUAUUGUGCAAGAAGAUGAAGCGAUGGCGAAAGUGAAAGCUGAAGAAACCCAAGCGAUAGCUGAUGAUGCUCAGAGAGACCUAGAGGAAGCUCUGCCUGCACUCGACGCUGCCAAUAGAGCCCUGGAUUCCUUGGAUAAAGCAGAUAUAUCCGAAAUCAGAGUUUUUACAAAGCCCCCAGAUAUGGUCAUGACCGUAAUGGAAGCAAUUUCCAUUCUCUUGAAUGCCAAGCCCGAUUGGCCAACAGCAAAGCAACUCCUUGGUGACUCUUACUUUCUAAGAAGGCUCUUAGAAUAUGAUAAGGAAAACAUAAAGCCUCAGAUAUUGGCCAAGCUUCAAAAAUAUAUUAAGAAUCCUGACUUUGUGCCUGAAAAAGUCGAGAAAGUGUCCAAAGCAUGUAAAUCAAUGUGCAUGUGGGUGAGAGCAAUGGAUUUGUACUCUCGAGUAGUCAAAGAAGUCGAACCAAAGAGACAAAAGCUUCGUGCUGCACAGGCUGAACUUGAUAUUACUAUGGCUACCCUGCGAGAAAAGCAAGCAUUACUAAAACAAGUGGAAGAUCAAAUACAGGCCUUACAAGAUGAAUAUGACAGAAGUGUGAAUGAAAAAGAAAGUCUGGCGAAGACUAUGGCCCUGACACAAGCACGCCUUACUCGUGCCGGGAAGCUGACAGCUGCAUUAGGAGAUGAACAAGUUCGAUGGGAAGAAAGCAUCCAGAAAUUUGAGGAGGAGAUAUCGAAUAUCGUUGGGAAUGUGUUCAUAGCAGCAGCUUGUGUGGCCUAUUAUGGGGCUUUUACAGCCCUGUACAGGCAGCUGCUCAUAGAAUGUUGGAUCCAGGAUUGUCAGUUUCUGGAGAUCCCCAUCAAUCCUUCCUUCAGCCUCAUUAAUAUUCUCGGAGAUCCCUAUGAAAUACGGCAGUGGAACGCUGAUGGGCUGCCCCGGGACAUGAUAUCAACAGAAAAUGGCAUUCUGGUGACUCAGGGACGGCGGUGGCCUUUGAUGAUUGAUCCCCAAGAUCAGGCAAACCGUUGGAUAAGGAACAAGGAAAGCAAAAGUGGUUUAAAGAUCAUUAAGCUCACAGAUACUAAUUUCUUACGUACACUUGAGAACUCAAUCCGACUUGGUUUACCUGUCCUACUGGAGGAGCUUAAAGAAACCUUGGAUCCAGCUCUAGAGCCUGUUCUUUUGAAACAGACUUUCUUCAGUGGUGGACGACUUCUCAUUCGCCUUGGAGACUCGGACAUUGAUUACGAUAAAAACUUUAAGUUCUAUAUGACAACCAAAAUGCCAAAUCCCCACUAUCUGCCGGAGGUGUGCAUCAAAGUCACGAUCAUCAACUUCACAGUAACCAAAUCAGGUCUGGAGGACCAGUUACUAAGUGAUGUGGUGCGACUUGAAAAACCCGAGUUGGAAGAACAAAGAAUCGAGCUUAUCGUGAGGAUCAACACUGAUAAAAACCAGUUGAAAGCCAUUGAAGAGAAAAUACUGAAGAUGCUCUUUACCUCUGAAGGAAAUAUUCUGGACAAUGAAGAACUUAUUGAGACACUCCAGGAUUCGAAGAUCACUUCUGGUGCCAUUAAGACCAGGCUAAAGGAGGCGGAGUCCACGGAGCAGAUGAUGAACGUUGCUCGGGAGAAGUACCGCCCGGUGGCCACUCAGGGCUCCGUCAUGUACUUUGUGGUGGCAAGCCUCUCAGAAAUAGAUCCUAUGUAUCAGUACUCGCUAAAAUAUUUUAAACAGUUGUUCAAUGCAACGAUUGAAACUUCCACAAAGACAGACGACCUACGACAGCGCCUGGAAAUACUACUGGAUCAAACUCUUCUGACUGCUUAUGUCAACGUUUCAAGAGGACUUUUUGAACAACAUAAACUCAUCUACAGUUUCAUGCUCUGUGUUGAGAUCAUGCGUCAGCAAGGAGACCUAACUGACGCCGAAUGGAACUUCUUUCUCCGAGGUUCGGCAGGAUUAGAAAAGGAACGCCCUCCUAAGCCUGAAGUUCCCUGGCUUCUUACCACCAUAUGGUUCUCAUGCUGUGACUUAGAAGAAUUGUUUCCAGUUUUUAAAGGACUUACACAGUAUAUAAUACUACAUCCCAUCCCCAUACGCCUAGGAUCUUUUGAGACUUAUAUUAACCCACAGGAAUCAGAAGCCUAUUCUAAACAAAGACAGGAAGAGGACAACACAUCACAGGAAAAGGAGGUCAUGAAACAGGAUUUUUGGUCUCCAGAAUUGAGUUCUUUCCAGAAACUAAUUCUUAUUAAAUGUUGUAAAGAAGAAAAGGUGGUUUUUGCUCUUACAGACUUUGUGAUCCAAAAUCUUGGAAAACAGUUCAUAGAAACGCCACCCGUGGACCUAGCGACUCUCUAUCAAGACAUGUCAUUCAACACCCCCCUGGUAUUCAUCUUGAGCACGGGCUCAGAUCCCAUGGGCGCAUUUCAGAGGUUUGCCCGAGACACUGGGUAUUCCGAACGGGUGCAGUCAAUUUCACUGGGUCAAGGCCAAGGACCCAUUGCUGAAAAAAUGAUCAAAGAUGCAAUGAAAUCAGGAAACUGGGUAUUUUUGCAAAACUGCCAUCUGGCUGUUUCUUGGAUGUUGGCAAUGGAAGAGCUAAUUAAAACCUUCACAGAUCCAAAUGUUGUUAUCAAGGACAGUUUUCGACUUUUUUUAAGUUCGAUGCCUAGUAAUACAUUUCCUGUUACAGUUCUUCAAAAUUCUGUCAAGGUAACCAAUGAGCCUCCAAAAGGCUUACGUGCAAAUAUCAGGCGAGCAUUUACUGAAAUGAGCCCUUCAUUUUUUGAAGAAAAUAUUCUCGGAAGAAAAUGGAGACAAAUAAUAUUUGGCAUUUGUUUCUUCCAUGCAAUUAUUCAGGAGAGAAAAAAGUUCGGCCCACUUGGUUGGAAUAUCUGCUAUGAAUUUAACGACAGUGACAGAGAAUGUGCUUUACUGAACCUCAACCUUUACUGUCAGCAAGGACAGAUCCCCUGGGAUGCCCUGAUUUACAUUACUGGUGAAAUUACAUAUGGCGGUAGAGUGACAGACACAUGGGAUCAAAGAUGCCUCCGUACUGUCUUGAGAAGAUUUUUUUCUCCUGAGACAUUAGAAUCCCAUUAUAAAUAUUCUGAAUCAGGCAUCUAUUUUGCACCCCUGGCUGACAGCCUGCAGGAGUUUAAGAACUACAUUGAAAAUCUGCCCUUGAUAGAUGACCCAGAAAUAUUUGGAAUGCAUGAAAAUGCCAACCUAGCUUACCAGUACAAAGAGACCAACAGUUUAAUCAACACUAUACUUGACGUCCAGCCAAGGUCAUCUUCCGGUGGAGAGGGAAAAAGCAACGAUGAAAUUGUCCAAGAAUUUGUUGCUUCUGUCCAGUCAAGAGUUCCAGAAACGUUACAAAUGGAAGGCGCUUCUGAGAGCCUUUUCCUCAAGGAUCAUCAAGGUCGCCUUAACUCCUUGACCACCGUUCUCGGGCAGGAAGUGGACCGGUUUAACAAUCUGCUGAAGUUAAUACAUACUUCACUACAAACGCUCAACAAAGCCAUUGCUGGAUUGGUGGUGAUGUCUGAAGAAAUGGAGAAGGUGUACCAGAGCUUCCUCAACAACCAGGUGCCCUCCCUGUGGUCCAGGACAGCCUACCCGUCCCUGAAGCCGCUGGGAUCCUGGGUGAAAGACCUCAUGCUCAGGACCGCCUUCGUGGACCUGUGGCUCAAAAGAGGGCAGCCCAAGUCCUACUGGAUCUCUGGUUUCUUCUUUCCUCAAGGAUUUCUAACAGGAACUCUUCAAAACCACGCUCGGAAAUACAACCAGCCAAUAGACGAGCUGGGUUUCAAGUACAUUGUGCUUCCCAUAUAUCGGGAUCAAGCCGCAGUGAUAGAAUCUGCCAAAACAGUGCAGUUUGGACAAGAACUGCCCAUGGACUUGGAGCUGCCAUCUCCCGAGGAUGGCGUUCUCGUUCAUGGGAUGUUCAUGGACGCCUCUCGAUGGGACGAUAAGGAGAUGGUGAUAGAAGAUGCGUUGCCUGGACAGAUGAAUCCAAUGCUGCCUGUGGUGCAUUUUGAGCCUCAACAAAAUUAUGAGCCAAGCCCCGCACUUUACCACUCCCCACUUUAUAAAACAGGGGCCCGGGCAGGGACGCUCUCAACCACAGGUCAUUCAACCAACUUUGUGGUGACCGUCCUCUUACCCUCCAAGCGGCCCAAAGACUACUGGAUUGCCAAGGGGUCGGCUUUGCUCUGCCAGCUGAGUGAAUGAAAAUGAGCCACCCCAGUGCCAGGAAGAACCAGACCAGGGAUUCUGCCUGACUGGGGGAAAGUCUGUGUGAUUUGUGUGGACAUAAAACAGUGUUACUUCUGAUUUAACUUAAAGGGUAGAAAGUAUGGUUUUCAUUUCUCUUAUAACCUAAAAUAAAGUGUUUGAGUUGUUCUUUC
This is a messenger RNA of Choloepus didactylus (southern two-toed sloth), 12851 nucleotides long. RefSeq names its product dynein axonemal heavy chain 6 (gene DNAH6). The record is from RefSeq and is a predicted model, not a curated record. Gene Ontology annotation, molecular function: minus-end-directed microtubule motor activity; ATP hydrolysis activity; dynein light intermediate chain binding. NCBI's taxonomy places the organism in Eukaryota, Metazoa, Chordata, Mammalia, Pilosa, Megalonychidae. The coding region runs from base 130 to 12675 and encodes 4181 amino acids. Gene Ontology annotation, cellular component: dynein complex. Gene Ontology annotation, biological process: microtubule-based movement. The transcript has 77 exons.